Messenger RNA from Paramuricea clavata, 953 nucleotides. The record is from the annotation of a GenBank genome assembly. Lineage: Eukaryota; Metazoa; Cnidaria; Anthozoa; Malacalcyonacea; Plexauridae.
AUGGCUGCCUCAACAAGCAAGCAAGAAGCACGCGUAAGGUAAGAAAUAUUCGUUUGAAUCUCUACCGUAUUCACAUUUCCUGGUAUUUUAAAAUAGAGAAAAGAACAAGGCAGCAUUAUUCGAAAUUAAUAUUUAUUCAUUUAAAGUUAGGAAAUAUAUAAAAAUCCUCGAAAAAUAGGCCACAAAAUAUAUGUGUUGCUCACAAGCAACAUUGGGUACAAAGUGCAACAUGGAUAUGAGCACAUGUGAUAUAUGUUUUUAUGUUAUUAUUUCAUUUUCAGCGAUAUUUACUUAUAAGUAUUCUGUAAGAUAUUGCAAAACACACAAAUCUAGAAGAACAAAAUGUUAGGAAACCAUUGUCAUUACAUAUUUUGUUUAUAUUUUGAUUUUUUGUGACAUUUCUUACCAAAAUAUAUAUUUUAUUCCUACAGGCAAAGGAUUUUGUUGAAAUUGAUGACAUUUUGGAUACAGUAACAGGGUCUGAUAGCAAAUGUGAUGUUUUGUCGUCUGGAGAUGAGUUGGAUGAUGAUGGUGAUGAGGAUUGGGAGUUGGAUAAUGUUCAAGGUGGUUGUCGUGGCGAUUAUGGUGAUGAUUCAGGCAUUAGUGGUGGUGAGGAUGGUGACGACGAGGGAAUUGUUAGUGGUGAUGGUAGUGAUGACAAUGAUGAUGACAAUAAAGAUAAUGUACCUCUGGCCUGUCGAAAGAAAAGUGAGUCAAAGUAUAAGUUUGAAAAGUGACAACCAUUUGUGUCACGUCCGGUUCCCUCGUUUAUUCCAGAACCCAAAAUACCAGCGCCCGAUGAAAGAAUACCUGUUGCGUAUGUCAACAUGUUUUUGACUGAUGCCAUGAUUGACAAUUUGGUGGAAGAAUUCAGUAAGUAUGCAACCGAAAACACAGGCUCAUGUCCAAAUUUUACCAAAGCAGAGAUGACAACCUACGUUGGUAUUUAUUAA